UACGUAUCAAUCAUGGCGAAUUUGUACAGCAGGUUACAACAAUGAUGCCUUGUUUUUGCUGAAGUUUGUAAACACUAAUUGGGCCAUAGUGAAGUUUAAGUGAAACUUCUAUUUUCUGUCUCCAUGGUCUGCUUCCUACUACUUUAGUAUGCGUUGAAAAAUCUCCGGAGAGCAUAUGCCAUGAAAAGUGGAACAGCCCAGUGGUCCUGCAUUUGGAUGGAGAUCCGGAGCAAGCAGCUGCAAACCACCGACCAACUGUGUUCAAUUUCCUUCGCAAUUAGUGGCUGCAGCAUUCAAGCUAAACCUAGCCCUUCUGGGAGAGCAAGGUUCCGUCGCAGGAACGAAUGCCUCCCCUGUUGACUUCCAUGGAACACAAGAGACCUGUGCAAGGUAUCAACAAUGGCAGAGAGGGUGUGUACAGUGCCCAAAGCCACAGCAGUUAUGCUGAAUCUUCUAUCAGCAGCGCUAGCAGGUUUAGUGCGGGAUGGACCGGCUACUCCGGGUCGCAGCUUAGUCAUGGCAGCAGGUCUGCAUCCCCAGCUGUGACCCACAGUCGCAUACGAAGCCCUCAACAAACUCCCCAACAUUCUAAUAGCUUUACCACAAUCAGAAGGCACGAUGCCAACAAUCUCUGGACAGCUCUCUAUGACUAUGAUGCCCAAGGUGAAGAUGAACUCAGUCUUCGCCGUGGUCGAAUUGUUGAAGUCCUCUCAUAUGACUCAAAAAUAUCAGGUGACGAUGGCUGGUGGACUGGCAAGAUUGGGGACAAAGUGGGUAUUUUUCCUUCAAAUUUUGUAGAAAACGAUAUAAAACCAGUAGAGAUAGACUACAGUGAAUUACAACUUUGCGAAGUUAUUGGAGUUGGUGGUUUUGGAAAAGUUUUUCGUGCUUACUGGCGAAGCACAGAAGUGGCAGUGAAAGAAGCUCGUCAAGAACCUGAUGAAGAUGUUAAUGAUACCUUGGAGAAAAUGCGGCAGGAAGCUAAUCUCUCCUGGCUGUUGGACCAUGAUAAUAUUGUGAACCUGAUAGGAGUAUGUUUGCAGAAACCUAAUUUAUGUUUGGUUAUGGAGUAUGCCCGUGGAGGUUCAUUAAAUAGAGUAUUAGCUGGCGGUAAAAUACCUCCUGAUGUUUUAGUAGAUUGGGCUAUACAGAUUGGAAGAGGAAUGAAUUACCUGCAUAAUGGAGCACCUAUAUCAAUCAUACAUCGUGAUCUGAAAUCCUCUAAUGUACUCUUAACAGAGCGCAUAAGUGAUGAUGAUGAUUUACGAAAGAAAACUUUAAAAAUAACAGAUUUUGGUUUGGCCCGUGAAGUUUAUAAGACUGAGCAUAUGUCAGCUGCUGGGACCUAUGCCUGGAUGGCCCCUGAGGUUAUGCGUGAUUCAUGUUUCAGCAAGUUUAGUGACGUGUGGAGUUAUGGUGUGUUGCUGUGGGAACUUUUAACAGGGGAAACACCUUACAAGGGGAUAGAUGCAUUAGCAGUUGUUUAUGGUGUUGCUAUCAAUAAACUUACUCUUCCAAUCCCUAAAACAUGUCCAAAGCCAUGGAGGGAUUUGAUGGAAGCUUGUUGGCACGCAGACCCUCAUGAAAGGCCAUCCUUUGAGGGGAUACUGUUGGCUCUUGAUAAAAUUAAGCACUCAGCUUUUACCCAGACACCACAUGACAGCUUCCACACAAUGCAAGCUGAUUGGAAAUUAGAAAUUGAAGAAGUUCUCAGGGGUCUUAGGCAAAAAGAGAAAGAGUUGCGAUCUAGAGAAGAACAGCUGUCCAAAGUUCAGCUGCAACAGAAACAAACUGAAGAGAACCUUAAACUACGAGAGCAAGAACUUGCUGCUCGCGAAAUUCAAUUGGUUGAGAGAGAAUUGAACAUGAUGAUGAUGCAGCAGAAUGCUACUCCUCAACCUAACAAACGUAAAGGCAAAAAGUCUCAUUUAAAACUUCUCAAAAAAGAACCAAGCCAAAUCAGUGCUCCCUCAGGUUUUCGGCAUACAAUAACAGUAAAGCAUGAAGAAAGACUUGGGGGUAAUCCAAACAGUCCUCCUGGGUCUCCAAGCAUAGGGCCUCGUCUCCAUGUAAUUGCCAAUCCUUUAGUGUCGGGUGAAGGCAUCAAGGGCAAGACGUGGGGCCCCAGCACUUGCCAUCAGCGAGAACGAGGGCAAAUCAUCACGCGUGUUUCGGACACGGCUAGCCAGAAGCGCUGGAGCAAGAGUGCACCGAACUUGGAGAAGCACACUGGCGCUCGUUCAGCUGUCUCAGGCCUGCCGAACUUUGGGGUCCUCCAAGAAAUAGAUUAUGGAAAUAAUGUGAUUCCAUCUGAGGGAGAGUGGUGUGGCGAAUCAUCAGCCAUCAGUCCUAUGCAAUCCCAAAUCUUGCCUCCAUUGCAAAUACCAAUGCCCACACUCUAUAAUGGUACUGCAGCGGACCCAAUGCGACCUCGACCAAAGCCAUCGAUAAUUGAAAUGGUCUUAUACAAUAUGGCAGCUAUGCUUGCAAGUUUUGCUGCUGGUUAUGAUGUCAGACUCUCAAAUGUCACGCCUUUUCACCCUUGCUUGCAUCCAGAAAGGAACGAAGAUUUAGGAACACAAAAUCAGCAGUGGCAUAGAGGCCCUGAUAGUGGGUUCUUGAGGAAUUUGUAUGGAUCAGCUGAGAUGGAGUUUGCUUCAUCCUCAGGCUAUCCACACAACACUUACCAUGGACCAGUUAGACAUUAUCGUCCCCAUUUAAACAGUGUCUUGAUGCAAAAACAAACAGAAUCAAAUUAUACAUCCCCCACUAGUGAUGAAGAUAUCAGACCACUGCAUUCCCAGCUGUCAGCUCUAAAACUUACACAUUCUGGUUCUCAAGGAAGUUCCCUUGCUGGAUCAAGAACUGUGUCAAGGUCCAGUUCCAGAGCAGGGUCUCCAAGAAGGAAGAACAGUCUUAGCUGUGAACCCUCUGAGGCACCGUCUACUCUUGGAUCUCCAUUUCUACAUAAUCGCUCAAUAGGCUCAACAAAUGAAAAACUAAACUAUGUAACUUUUCAGUACACUCCUGGCCUCGAAGCUUCAGAUAUUUCUCAAAUGAAUUUAUUGCAACGGCAACCAUCUAGUGAUUAUCAGGGCUCUCCUUUACACUACAAACCUCGACAUGAAUUAGAGAUUCAACAUCUACCUUACAUUGGUCCAACUUUAGACACAAUGAACCCACAUCAUCCUGUUUUUGAUUCUUCUCGUAACAAUAUUGGCAGCUCAGCUAGUGGUGUGUUGAGCAAUGUGACAUAUACUCCCCCGCUUUCAAGACCUCCUUCAAGAUUAGCAGCUGGAUAUAUGCUGAGGCCAAAUACAUCAUGUAGCUCAAAUCUGUCACAGACUUCUAAUGUUAGUCUAAAUCUUGGCAUGGAUGAUGAAAUCCUUGGGCGUCCAAUGCAUUCUACUCCAACCCCUCACUCUGAUUGGUCCAGUGAAUACACACCACCUCUGAAAUAUUAUCACCAAACUUCUAGAGACUUGAUAGACCGUGAUUCGUCCCUAUUUCAUCGACCCCCAACUACUGACAGCUUGACUAGUGAAGAUAGUAGUUAUGUUUCUGCAAAAGAGGGCUCCUAUUCUUCAUCAUCUGUAUCUCGUGUGCGAUUUUCGCCCAUUUCAUCUUUGAUGGCCAGUAGCUCAGGAGUGUGGAGUGGUGGCACAGAGUCUGGUCUUUAUGACAUUUCUUCCCUUAGCAAUAUUCAUAAUAGUACAGAGUCUCAACAUGGCAAUGUGAAUCCCUCCUUGAGUGAAAAGGAAUCCCUUGGAGAUUUUGGCUCUUCCCGAAUAAGAUCAAGUCUCAAACGCCCUUCCUAUUCACCAAUGGCUGCUCGUUCAGGGCUUUCUAGCUCUUACACAAGUGGAGAUCAAAUGAAUAGUCUAACUGAUAGCCUUCCAAAUGAGGACAGCAAUCACUUCCCCCCCAGAGUGCGAUUCUCUCCAGUUUCAACCUCUAGACUUGGUACCAUUAGUGCUCUUGCUGAAAUUCAACCUGAAUUAAAAGGACAAUCCCCACAUGAUAGCAUACCUGUCCAGGACUUGACACGAACUUUCAAUAGACACAGUCGAGAAUCUUCCCUCACACGGCAGACAACUGAAGAACCUACGAGAGAAUUUUUGUCCUGAAGGUUUCUAUCAUUUUUAUCUGUAUUCAUUGCCUUCGGGUUUAGUUCAAUUAUGAAAUAUUUUUUCAAACUUGAUAUGACUGUGUGAUAUGGUUUCUGGUCAUGAGUCUUUUGUAGAAGUGGUUCAAUAUUGCCUCAGAUCUAUCGAACAGGGGACCAAUGUUACAGUAUUCAGAGUUCAAUUUGUCCAGAACAAACUAUGAAGGAAGAAAUGUGGGCAAACAGUAAUUGCAUUAGACACAUUGUACAGUUAUCAUCCUUCUAGUUGUUAACUAAUUUUGAUAGAUAUAGAAAGCUUGUUAUAUCCUGGUAUGGAUUAUACAUUUCAACUUUUGGGAUUGAAUAUGUUUUGCCAGUUUUGUAUGAAUAGAAUCUUGAUGUCUAGGGACUUCCUUUGAUUUUCAUGAAUUUUAGCUUUUUAAUUUUCCGGUUUAUAAACAUAAAAGACAUGGUUUACCCUGAGGCUGUAACAUUUUUAGUGAAAGGAACUGUAGAUUGCCUGACACAAAAUUAAGCUUAUCAUUCAAUAAGUCUUAAGUACAUGAUACAUACCCUUCAAAACCCUCUGUCUAUCUAGUAAUACAUCCCUUGUCAGUUUAAAGACAAAAAGGAAAUGCUAAUGUUUAAUUUAACGAAGGCAAACAGUUCUCAUUUAUUGUCUUGUGGAUUGGAUGAGAUGCCUGCCCAUUUGCCUUUUACCCCUUCUGAGGAAAUUUUAAUUGUUGUACUUAUUUUUUAUCUUAAAUCAAAUUUCUUUGUUUCAUCUUUCUAUUCUGAUCUUUCCUCAUGUGUUAAGUGUUUGCACUCCUAUAAAAUACAUAAAAUAGUCAAUCAAUCUAAGUUACCUCAUGAGUUGUGAGUUAGCAGGUAUUUGUUGUUGGAGUAUAAAUUGGCCUGACAUGUGAUAUACUCAAAGAAAGUGUGUGAUGAAUUAUUCUUUUCCUUAGGAAAGAUAUUAGAAGUGUGAAGCACCCUUUCAGUAUUAAAAUAUGUUUGACUUUCUUGUGAGUGGUAGGUUCCUUUUACUCCUUUUAAAACAUGGACUUGUUUCUUUUCAUUCCUCAAGCACUAUUUUAAAAUCCUGUUAAAGGGUAGGUGGUGAUAAUUUAUCAAUCGUGGAGUUCCAGUUACUAUCUUUGAACCCACUCAGGUGCACAUACUGUAAUUAUAGUAAUUCAGGCUUGUUUGUAACUUAACUUGCUUAGCUAUCUUGUGAAGCUGAUUUUUAUAUUAAUAUUUGCCUGUGAAACAUGUGUAAGUUUCUGUGAUCAACUGUAGUGCCAUUUUAUUAUUUUUGUAAGUUGGACUUAUUUUAAGUGCUUGAUACUAGUAUUUAUAUAAGGGUAUUGUAUUUUAAUUUCCAUUUUAUAUAAUGAAAGUUGACAAAUUCUCUCUUAGUCUGUAUGAUAUAUGAUUUUUAUGAGCAAUAAUGUUUCAUCAUUCCACUUAGAUCUAAAACGGGGAAAAAAGGGGGAAAAUUAUAAAAACAAUGCAAAAAUAUAGCAUGUUGCUGACUGUCCCUUAUGGAAAAAGAUAUUUAUUAUGAUGAAUCAUCAUCUUAAUGUUUAUUUAACAAUUAAAAGUAUUACUCUGUCAUGAAUCAUGAACAAGAAAAACAAAUGUGGAAGUGAACAAGCUCUCCGAGUUUAUGCUACAUGUAAAGUAAUAAUGAUGGUUAUGCUGCUUUUAUAUGAGUAACUGCAUAUUGUACUUAAGACCUGUCAGAGAAGUUCUGUGUGUCAUCACAUCAGUGUCUGAGCUUGUACACAAGUUCCUGGAGUGUCAGUAUUUGUUUGCUCUGGAAGUGACUUAUACAAUGAUUUUUCACUUAUUUCCUAAUUGAAUUUUCACACCCCACUGAAGACAUUCCUGUUACUUUACUUCCUGUACUUUUAUAUUGUUUGUGUGCGUGUGAGUAUGUGUGUAUUUCAUUCAUAUUUAUCUGGAUUUUUGCCAACAUUUGAUGCUUACAAACAAAAAUGCACAUUCCACGUGAACAUGUUUGCUCAAUACGAGUCAUGUAAUAGACUUUGUGGUCCAAUCUCUAUGCAAGGAUGUACCGGAGAAAUUUUCAUAGUGAGACUAAAGCUGCUGCUUUCAAUUGUUUUUGGCGAAGGGGAAGAGUACAGUCUUCUGGCUGUAUUGUAUGCUAGCAAAAAUCAGAUAUACAUUUGUAAGUGUUUAAAGGAUUUCAAGAUUUGCUUUUAUAUUUGUCUCUCAGACCUAAGUGGAGUGGACUAUCCCUCUUCAAUAAUUCCUGAAUAUAAGGGCAAAAAAUGCCUCAAUUGAUAAAAGAAGUCAAAGGGUAGAGAUUACCAUUGCUGUUUAAUAAAUGCCUCAUCAACAUA
Messenger RNA from Frankliniella occidentalis (western flower thrips), 6474 nucleotides. RefSeq lists its product as uncharacterized. The transcript has 14 exons. NCBI's taxonomy places the organism in Eukaryota, Metazoa, Arthropoda, Insecta, Thysanoptera, Thripidae. Bases 345 to 4127 code for a protein of 1260 amino acids. Gene Ontology annotation, biological process: protein phosphorylation. Gene Ontology annotation, molecular function: ATP binding; protein binding; JUN kinase kinase kinase activity. The record is from RefSeq and is a predicted model, not a curated record.